This is a messenger RNA of Drosophila virilis, 3796 nucleotides long. The record is from RefSeq and is a predicted model, not a curated record. Lineage: Eukaryota; Metazoa; Arthropoda; Insecta; Diptera; Drosophilidae.
AAAGAAGAAGACGCAAUGUGAAAAAAUAAACAAUGCGGUGAUAUUGAUAACAAAAUAUAGAUCGCUUAAAAAGUGUGCAAAUCAACGCCAAAAAACUAUGGACACACAACCUGAGGUGCCCGAGGUCCCGCUGCGGCCAUUCAAACUGGCGCAUCAGGUUGUGAGCCUCACCGGAAUUAGUUUUGAGCGGCGCAGCAUAAUUGGCAUGGUGGAGCUGACCAUAGUGCCGAACAACGAGAGCCUUCGACUGAUACGUCUUAACGCCAAGCAGCUGCGCAUUUAUAGCGUGGUGCUCAACGAUGUCUGCCAGGCGGAGUUCGUUUACUUUGAUCCGUUUCAGGACAUUUGCCACAAGGAGCCCAAGAGCCGCUCGCUGGAGGUCUACUCAAAGCAUCAUUUGGCUGCGGCUCAAAUCACGGAUCCGGAUGUCAACAAUGGAGAGUUGCUAAUACAGGUGCCGCCGGAGGGCUACUCGCUGAUACAGGAGGGCCGUGGCCUGAGGAUACGUAUUGAGUUCUCUGCGGAAAACCCAAAGAGUGGCAUGCACUUUGUACUGCCGCCGACUUCAACGGAUGAUGAAACCGCGCAGCUCAACUGUGCGCAUAUGUAUACAAACUGCUAUGAGAACUCGACCCGCCUGUGGUUUCCCUGUGUUGAUAGCUUCGCUGAUCCAUGCACCUGGAGACUGGAGUUUACGGUGGACAAGAAUCUAACAGCUGUCUCCUGCGGUGAAUUGGUUGAGGUCAUCAUGACUCCGGAUUUGAGAAAGAAAACAUUUCAUUAUACGGUGUCGACACCGGUGUGUGCGCCCAACAUAGCGCUGGCGGUGGGACCCUUCGAAAUUUACGUGGAUCCGCAUAUGCAUGAAGUGACGCACUUUUGUUUACCCGGCAUGCUGCCUUUGUUGAAGAACACGGUGCGAUAUCUGCACGAGGCCUUUGAGUUCUUUGAGGAGACGCUCUCCACACGGUAUCCUUUCUCCUGCUACAAACAGGUGUUUGUAGACGAACUGGACACGGACAUUAGUGCCUAUGCCACCAUGACGAUAGCCUCCGUCAAUCUGUUGCACUCCAUAGCCAUUAUAGAUCAAACCUACAUUUCCAGAACAUUCAUGUCACGCGCUGUGGCCGAGCAGUUCUUUGGCUGCUUCAUCACAUCGCAUCACUGGUCGGACACCUGGUUGGCCAAGGGCAUAGCCGAGUAUCUGUGUGGCCUCUACUCACGCAAGUGCUUUGGUAACAACGAGUAUCGCGAAUGGGUGCAAACGGAGCUGGCACGCGUGGUUAGGUACGAGGAACAGUAUGGCGGCAUCAUACUCGACUGUAGCCAGCCGCCGGCGCCACUGCCUGUGUCCAGCACGAAUCCUGCGGCCGCCGCCAGCAAGCAGCAGGAGAUUGUGCACUACUUUCCCAUCAAGAGUUUGCACACGGUGUCGCCCAAAUAUGUGGAGGCGAUGCGGCGCAAAGCGCAUCUGGUCAUACGCAUGCUGGAGCAUCGCAUUGGCCAGGAGCUGCUGAUACAGGUGUUCAACAAACAGCUGGCGCUGGCCACGAAUGCAGCAAGCACCAAAAUUGGUGCCGGCUUGUGGUCGCAACUGCUCAUCUCCACAAACAUCUUCAUCAAGGCAAUUUUCACGGUCACGGGCAAGGACAUGUCGGUCUUUAUGGAUCAAUGGGUGCGAACAGGUGGCCAUGCAAAGUUCUCACUCACCUCGGUGUUCAAUCGCAAGCGAAACACUAUCGAACUGGAGAUUCGGCAGGACUUUGUUAAUCAGCGCGGCGUACGCAAGUAUAAUGGACCGUUGCUGGUGCAGCUGCAGGAGCUGGAUGGCACUUUUAAGCAUACGCUACAGAUUGAGAAUACCUUGGUUAAGGCGGACAUUACGUGCCACUCAAAGAGCAGGCGAAACAAGAAGAAAAAGAUUCCAUUGUGCACCGGCGAGGAGGUUGACAUGGACUUGUCUGCCAUGGACGACUCUCCUGUGCUGUGGAUACGUCUGGAUCCGGAGAUGAUUUUGUUGCGGGAUCUGAUCAUUGAGCAACCGGACUUUCAGUGGCAAUAUCAGCUGCGGCACGAGCGAGACGUGACUGCCCAGUUUCAGGCUAUACAGGCGCUACAAAAGUAUCCCACAAAUGCCACGCGCAUGGCACUUACCGACACCAUUGAGAGCGAAUCCUGCUUUUACAAGGUGCGCUGCCAGGCGGCGCACAGCCUCACAAAGGUGGCCAAUCAAAUGGUUGCCUCGUGGAGUGGUCCACCAGCCAUGCUUAACAUUUUUCGCAAAUUCUUUGGCUCCUUUAGCGCGCCGCACAUUAUCAAGCUAAAUAACUUUUCCAACUUUCAAUUGUACUUCCUGCAAAAGGCCAUUCCCGUGGCCAUGGCGGGCUUGCGCACUUCUCAUGGCAUCUGCCCGCCGGAGGUGAUGCGCUUUCUGUUCGAUCUCUUCAAGUACAAUGAGAACUCACGCAAUCAUUAUACGGACGCCUACUAUAGAGCUGCACUGGUCGAGGCGCUGGGAGAGACCCUUACACCCGUCGUAUCUGUGGCAAUGCACGGCACUCAAAUCACCGUAGAUAGCCUUUCCACGGAUGCCAAACUGGUCCUGGACGAGGUGACGCGGCUGCUUAACAUGGAGAAGCAUCUGCCCUCGUACAAGUAUAUGGUGUCCGUGUCCUGCCUUAAGGUCAUACGCAAGCUGCAAAAGUUUGGCCAUUUACCCUCGCUGCCUCACAUUUAUCGUAGCUAUGCGGAAUAUGGCAUCUUUCUGGAUUUGCGCAUUGCGGCAAUGGAGUGUCUGGUAGAUUUUGUGAAGGUGGAUGGACGCAGCGAGGAUUUGGAGCACUUGAUAACGUUGCUGGAAACCGAUCCUGAUCCGGCAGCUCGACAUGGCCUCGCUCAGCUGCUUAUUGACAAUCCGCCUUUUACGCGCGAGUCCCGUAGUCGUCUGGACAAACCGAAUCUGCUGGAGCGCCUCUGGCUGAGUAUUAACACACUGGCCUAUGACACGAAGCUGCGCUGCGAUAUUGUAGAUCUGUACUAUGCGCUCUACGGCAGCAAGCGGCCGAACUGUCUGCAGGCCAGCGAGAACCAGAACUUCUACAAGGACUUGAUGAAGGAAAACGGCAGCUCAAGCGUUUCCUUUAAGAAGGCCAGCGAGCCCAAACCUGCAGAGAUCGAACCUCAAGAGCGGCACAAGCCUGCCAUGGUUACCAUAAAGCGCACCGCCACAGAAGCCUUUGAAGUGGGAGAUGAGAUCAUCAAGCUGGAGCGCAGUGAGGAGAUCACAGUCGUGGACGAGCCGGUUGAAGUGCAGGCCUUUGAUAGCGAAACCAAGGUGAAUGUGUUGCCAGCUGAGGAUGGAUCCGGCGAAUCCCAGCCCCUGAACAAGCGCAUCAGAACCGAAAUCUAUACGGAAGACGACAAUUCGAUAUCGGUGCUCGAUGUGGGCGAGACGACGCGCUACGAGAGCAGCUAUGACGAGAGCAAGCUGCGAGCUGACGGCAGCGUCAAGAAGAAGAAAAAGAAGGACAAGAAGAAGCAUAAGCAUAAGCACAAGCACAAACACAACAAGGAUAAGGACAAAGAUCGCGAGCGCAAGGAGAAAGAUCGUAGGGAUCCGCAAAUCUCACGUCUGCAGACAAGGGAGGCGGCCACGCCCGAAACCCUUAGCUCAGCGGAUAGCAGCAACAGCAACAGUAAUACCCCAAUGGGCCUGAACUAAGCAAUAAGCAAUUAAUUCGAUGUUAACGUAAAAAGUGAAUAAACUAAUUAAGUUAUAACAUUUCAUAGAAUUGUA